AUGGCGCCCACCGCCCACCGCCUCGAGCGCCGCUCCGACGACCUGGGCAUAUACGACGAUGCCAAGACGUACUACUCCUCGGACGAGCGACACGCGACCAGCUCGGGCGCCCGGAGCCGAACCUUGUCGCAGGUGAGCGAGCCUCCGCCGUCCGGCCCGCCGCCACGGGCUCCCGGAGCCUCAUCGCCGCGGCAGCCACGGCAGGUGCCGCCCCCGAGCCGACGUCGACGUCCCGCUGACGAGACAGCUGCAGACGAAAAGGGCACCUCCGACGGCCGCCGUUUCCUCAUCGACGUCGACGCGACCCUCCAGAGCCUCCAGGACCAGGAGGACACCGACGGCAACAUGCAAAUCACCAUCGAGGACAACGGACCCAAGGUCCUCUCCCUGCGCACCGCCGCCUCGGCCGGCCACAACCGCUUCGACGUCCGCGGCACCUACAUGCUCUCCAACCUGCUGCAGGAGCUCACCCUGGCCAAGGAGUACGGCCGCAAGCAGAUCAUCCUCGACGAGGGCCGCCUCAACGAGAACCCUGUGAGCCGCCUGUCGCGUCUCAUCCGCGACCACUUCUGGGACGGCCUGACGAGGCGCAUCGACGCCUCGACCAUCGAGAUCGCCGCGAGGGACCCCAAGGACUGGACCGACGACCCCCGGCCGCGCAUCUACGUGCCCGUCGGCGCGCCCGAGCAGUACGAGUACUACAAAAAGGUGGCGGCCGACCGGCCCGAGAUUCGCCUCGACGUCCGCCUGCUGCCCGAGGACAUCACGGCCGAGAAGAUCCGCGACAUGAACGACAAGCCGGGCCUCCUCGCCGUCGCCGUCGAGAAGGAGGUCGACGCCGACGGCGAGACGACGCUCCGCGGCCUGCCCUUUGUCGUCCCCGGCGGCCGCUUCAACGAGCUCUACGGCUGGGACAGCUACAUGGAGUCGCUCGGCCUGCUCGUCCACGACCGCGUCGACCUCGCCAAGUCCAUGGUGGUCAACUUUUGCUUCUGCAUCGAGCACUACGGCAAGAUCCUCAACGCCACGCGGUCCUACUACCUCGGCCGCUCGCAGCCGCCCUUCCUCACCGACAUGGCCCUCCGCGUCUACGACAAGAUCCGGCACGAGGACGACGCCGACGAGUUCCUGCGCCGCUCCAUCCUCGCCGCCAUCAAGGAGUACCACAGCGUCUGGACCGGCAAGGUCCGCCUCGACCCCGCCACGGGCCUGUCCCGCUACUGCCCCGAGGGCCUGGGCGUGCCUCCCGAGACCGAGGCCGGCCACUUCGUCCACGUGCUCGACCCCUACGUCCGCAAGCACGGCAUGACGUUUGACGACUUUGUGCGCGCCUACAACGCCCGCGAGAUCGACGAGCCGGCCCUCGACGACUACUUCAUGCACGACCGCGCCGUCCGCGAGUCCGGCCACGACACGACCUACCGCUUCGAGGGCGUCUGCGCCCACCUCGCCACCGUCGACCUCAACUCGCUGCUCUACAAGUACGAGACGGACAUUGCCCGCACCAUCCGCGCCGUCUUCCACGACAAGCUCGUCGUCCCCGCCGAGUUCUGCGCCGGCACGCCCUACGAGCCCGGCGAGGCCCUCUCCUCGGCCGCCUGGGAUCGGAGGGCGAAGCGGCGCAAGCUCACCAUGGACAGGCUCAUGUGGGACGACGACGAGGGCAUGUUCUUCGACUACAACAUGGCCGACCGGAAGCGGUGCUCGUACGAGAGCGCCACCACCUUCUGGGCCAUGUGGGCCGGCGUCGCCUCGCCCAAGCAGGCCGCCGACAUGGUCAAGAAGGGGCUGCCCAGGUUCGAGGCCUUUGGGGGCCUGCUGUCCGGCACGGAAAGGUCGCGGGGCGAGGUCGGGCUCGAGCGGCCCAACCGGCAGUGGGACUUUCCCUACGGCUGGGCGCCGCAGCAGAUGCUUGCCUGGACCGGCCUGCUGCGCUACGGCUUCACCGACGAGGCCGAGCGGCUCGCCUACAAGUGGCUCUUCAUGAUCACCAAGGCCUUUGUCGACUUUAACGGCGUCGUGGUGGAAAAGUACGACGUGACGCGGCCCGUGGAUCCUCACCGGGUAGAUGCCGAGUACGGGAACCAGGGUCUCGACUUUCAGGGCGUCGCCAAGGAGGGCUUCGGUUGGGUCAACGCGAGCUACGUCUACGGCAUGCAGAUUGUCAACGCCCACAUGAGGCGAGCGCUGGGGACGCUGACGCCGUACCCGACCUUUAUGAGGGCCGUCGAGCAGACCAACGAGCGAGCGCUGGCGGACUUGCCGUCGCCCCUUGUGUGGCUGUCGCCUGUGCGCAUGAGCAUGGGCGCGCACGAGCAGCAUGAUUCCAUGCGCUUCGGACGUGCCCGUGCCGUUUCAUGCCGUGGCCGCGCCGGGGUCGAUGCGACCGCUGAGCCGGCGCUUCGUACGGCGACUGCUCUUCCGUCGACCACCUACGAUACGAAGCCACCUACGAUACGAAGCCACCUACGAUACGUUGUCAUGUUGGGUGCUGCCGUCUUUGGGCUGCCAGCCUACGACCCGGUCAAGUUCCGAGCUGUGCCUCGCUCAGAAUCGAGCAAAGGCGGAUGGAUGGACGGAGGGAUGGAUGUGCGCAAGCGCCGUGGCCGCUGUACUUGGCUGGCUGUGACCGUCCGACCCAGCUGCCGUUGGUACGGGACCGAGUACCUGCUUGGCAUGGGCCGACACGGAGCUCUUUACUAG
Molecule: messenger RNA, 2703 nt
Organism: Drechmeria coniospora
Lineage: Eukaryota; Fungi; Ascomycota; Sordariomycetes; Hypocreales; Ophiocordycipitaceae
Product: neutral trehalase
Exons: 5
Coding region: 1-2703 (900 amino acids)
Biological process (GO): trehalose catabolic process
Cellular component (GO): cytoplasm
Molecular function (GO): alpha,alpha-trehalase activity; calcium ion binding
Source: RefSeq, a predicted model, not a curated record